Symphalangus syndactylus (siamang) is the source of this 1611-nucleotide messenger RNA. It is a transcript of the gene PRR19, whose product is annotated as proline rich 19. Lineage: Eukaryota; Metazoa; Chordata; Mammalia; Primates; Hylobatidae. The record is from RefSeq and is a predicted model, not a curated record.
CCCCACUCCCUUCACUCUGCCCACCCUGCCCUACCGCGGCUGGCCACCAUGCUUCCUCUCCUACCCUAGGCCCUUCCUUUGUGAUCGCGCCCUGUCCCUGAUCGCGCCUCUGUCUCCCUUUCUGUUCUCUCGAGGUUUUCUCAGGCUUUCCAGACUUCUCUUGCUGCUCUCCCUCUCCUGCUUCUCUUUCUCUACCAUCUCUUUCCACUUUCUGCAUUCUCCUGUACCUCGUCUACCCCUGGAUUUCUCCGUCCGGAAUCCCUUUCUGGUCCCCCAAAUCCCUCCAAUCUCAUGACCCCUUCACCACCCUCCAUCUUUUUUUUGUUGUUGUUAUUGAGACAGAGCCUCCUUGUGUCCCCCAGGCUGGAGUGCAGUGGCGCGAUCUCGGCUCACUCCGCCUUCCGAUUUCAAGCGAUUGUCCUGUCUCAGCCUCCUGAGUAGAGACGAGGGUCUCACUUUGCUGUUCACGACACCAUGGAUACCCGGGGACCAGUCUCCCAGCCUUUUCAGCAGCCUGAGAAACCUGGUCGUGUCCGUCGUCGGAAGACUAGGCGGGAACGUAACAAGGCCCUCGUGGGCAGCCGCCGGCCAUUAGCCCAUCAGGAUCCUCCUGUGACCAUUCAGGAUCCACCUGUGGUCCCUACUGCCUCCAAGCUCGUGGUCAUAACCCAGGGCCGGCUGAGCCGAGAGCACCGGGGUCUCUUCAACCACGAGGUGAAAUCCCUAGAUGUUGCAAGGCUGCUUAGCAGUGGGACCCUGGUGACAGGCAGCCACACACUCCCCGCCAAGCCCUCCCCAAGCCCAGGCAGGGCCCAGGAACCAGCCCCACAGUCCAGGGACAAAGAGAACCAGGUGCCUGGAGGUUCGGGCCCAGGCCCACCCAGUUCCCCAGAGUUGCCUCGUGUGGGGCAGCUGCUGGCAGAGCUGCAGUGUCAGCUGAGUUUGCCACAGGCCUUCCCCCGGAGGAACCUGAUUCAGGAUGCCAGGGAUGCCAUCGUGCGCACCUUGCAGGCCUGUCAUGGUUGUGUGCCUGACCUUGCCCUGGUGCUUCGGGGCUGCCAGCCACCCUUGCCAGGGGCCAAGCCUGGGGUCUCUGAGCGAAAGAUGACACCUUUCUGGAUUAAUAGCCCUGAUCAAGUCCCAGAGGAGGGGAGGCAAAGGAAGCAACAAGGGACAAAGGAGUUCACCUUCCCCAUGCCCUACACCUCCAGCAUGCCCACUGUGCACAGGGGGAGUCUGGCACCGCCAAGAGGUCCCUGGCCACCACACUUUUCCUCACUGUCUUCGCCAUCUGGAACAGCCUGGGGUCCCCCAACAGCGUUUGACUUGUUAAAAAGCAUCUGGCUGGUAGCCACGCCACCCCCUCCUCGGCCCUGGGGGGUUGGCCUCCCUCAGCCCCUGCCUCAGCCUUCAUCAACCCUGUUACCCCGAACCUCUGUCCUGGACUGCAGCCCCAGCUCCCCUUCCCCACUGCCCAGCCUCUCCUGGGUAGUGGCCCAGAGCAGUCCGGAAGCCUGGUCUUUUCCACCCAUGAGACUGUACUGAGGAGGGGCUGAGGCUGGGGCUGAGGCUAGGGCUGGGGACAGAUAUCUUGUACUCCCAGUGACCUCA